AUGGAAUCAGCAAACAGCCUGAUCUUCCUAAUCCUUGGUAUCGGCCUCGGUCUAAUGGCGAACAUCGGCAGUCUUUGGGUACUGAAUGCGUUCGGCAGACGUCUCCUGGUGCUACUAUCUCUGUCGAUUACAGUGGUGCUUUGUUUAGCAAUGGGCAUAGCUGGGUGCUUUGAAGGAGUCGUCACAUUAUGGUACACUUCGGUGACAAUGAUGAUUGUAACCAUGGUAUGCGGUCUAGGGAUCUGGCCUGCUUCCCAUGUCAUCGCUGCCGAAACGUCAUCACUGCAACUUCGUGCCAAGUCUCAAGGCAUUGGUUGGUUUGUGAGUGGUAUUUCUCAAGGUGUCUUCUCCAUUAGUCUCACGUAUAGAUAUAAUCUGGAUGCGGGGAAUCUCAAAGCUAAGACAGGGUUUGUUAUGGCUGGGCUCGCGCUAAUUGGUAUAGUUGCGACUUUGAUUUGGGUACCAGAGAUGAAGGGCCGCACGUCGAUGGAGAUUCAUCACAUGUUUGCAUUGAAUCUCAAGACCCGUGCUUUCAAGAAUUGGAGGAGUGAUGUGUUCAUUGAGAAGGAUCUCGACCCACUGGGGCGGCCAGCUGAGGUGUGA
This is a messenger RNA of Penicillium maclennaniae, 603 nucleotides long. RefSeq lists its product as uncharacterized. Gene Ontology annotation, cellular component: membrane. The record is from RefSeq and is a predicted model, not a curated record. Gene Ontology annotation, biological process: transmembrane transport; carbohydrate transport. The transcript has a single exon. Lineage: Eukaryota; Fungi; Ascomycota; Eurotiomycetes; Eurotiales; Aspergillaceae. Bases 1 to 603 code for a protein of 200 amino acids. Gene Ontology annotation, molecular function: carbohydrate:proton symporter activity.